This is a messenger RNA of Chaetomium globosum CBS 148.51, 2985 nucleotides long. RefSeq lists its product as uncharacterized. The record is from RefSeq and is a predicted model, not a curated record. Gene Ontology annotation, cellular component: nucleus. NCBI's taxonomy places the organism in Eukaryota, Fungi, Ascomycota, Sordariomycetes, Sordariales, Chaetomiaceae. The transcript has 3 exons. The coding region runs from base 1 to 2985 and encodes 994 amino acids.
AUGGGUGUCAAACGGACAAAAGAGAAGAAAAAUGCCGACAAGCCGAGCUUCGACAAGACGGCGCUCGCUCAGCUGACCAGCCAAAUCGACAAGUCCCUCGCCAAUUCCGAGAAGGAGCGUCCUCCGAAGCGAAAGAGACAGCGCGAAACCGACGAGGGGCAUGAGCCCAAGAGACACCAGACCGAUCCUUCCGAUUCCAAACCGCAGGGGGAUAUCAGUGGCGGGAAGCAAAAGAAGCAGACAAAUGCUCUUUUAGACGAGAUUUUGGCGUUGGGAGGGAAUGAAGACGACCUGGAGCUGGUAGCCAAUGUUGAUUCUGGCGAUGAAGGCGGCGAUGCCCCUCGCCCUAAAGUCUUGUCAGAACCGGGUCUGGACAAAUCUUUAAGGGACGAGCUGGCUCAAUUUGCAUCCACCCUUGGCUUCAGCAAAUUCCAGGCUGAGGAUCCGGCGACUGAUGAAGAGUUGGAGGCCACUGGAGAGGAAGAUGGCGCUGAGGAAGAAGAGCCCAGCAGCGAGAGCGACGACGAUGACGACGACGACGACGAGGAGGAGGAAGAGGAGGAGGAGAAGAAGGAGGUUGUGGAGAAGGAGAUCACCAAGACCGUGACACAGCCGCAGGAAUCCCGGCAAGGAAAGCAGGCUGGGAAGUUGGUGAGGGGGGCAAGCGAUAGCAAACCGCAUCCGGCUUCCAUUUCGAACCUGAAGGCAUACGCGGAGAAGUUGUUGGAAGAAGAUUCGUCCGCUUACCACUCGAAACGGUCAUCCAGCUCGACGCAGAAGUUCAUGUCCACGAUCAUGUCGUCCGGUACCCUGUCGGACAAGGUCUCAGCCUUGACUCUUUCAAUUCAGGAGUCGCCACUCCACAACCGAAAGGGGUUUGAGAGCUUGAUAACUUUGGCAGGAAAAAGAAGCCGUGGUCAAGCGAUUGCUGCUUUAGGAGCCCUGGUCGACUUGCUGGGGAACGGGACGGUGCUUCCCGAUAACCGCCGUCUCUAUCCUUUCAACGCUCAGCCCGCACUGGUUGGGGCUGUAAACGAGAAACCCGGCCCGCCCUGGACAGAAGGACACAAACUUCCAGGAAAGUUGACGCCCCCCCAUCUGAUGAUGUGGGCGUACGAGGACUGGCUCAAAGGUGCCUACUUCCGCAUCAUUCAGCUGCUGGAGAACUGGUGCGCCGACGAGAUCGAGUACUCGAGGUCGAGAGCGCUCGAUUUCGUGUUUGGAUUGCUCAAGAGCAAGCCGGAGCAAGAGGCCAAUCUGCUGCGGCUUCUGGUGAACAAGCUCGGCGAUCGGGAACGGAAGAUCGCUUCAAGGGCUUCGUAUCUCAUCCUACAGCUGCUCAACAUGCACCCAGGGAUGAAAACGAUUGUCAUUGGCACCGUGGAACAGGAACUGUUGCUGAAGCCUGGGCAGAGCCUCCGCACAAAAUACACCGCCAUCACUACUCUCAAUCAAACAAUCCUCAACACAAAGGAGCCGGCUGUUGCUGACACGCUGCUGCGCAUCUACUUUGAGAUGUUUGUCGCUCUGUUGAAGACUGGCUCCUUGGGCGAGGUCGAGGCCCACAACGACAACAAAAAAACAGGGCGCUCCCGGAAAAGGGCAAAGAAGAAGGGGGGGCCUAGUCCGGCAACUCCGAUGAACGAGCAGGAAACGGCUCAGAAGCUUGUUUCAUCCUUGCUGACCGGUGUCAACCGGGCAAUCCCUUUUGCUACCGCCGAGGAUUCGACAUUGGAGAAGCAUCUGGACACGCUGUUCAGGAUCACGCAUUCAUCUAAUUUCAACACCAGCGUGCAAGCGUUGAUGCUCAUCCAGCAACUCGCUACCUCGAAACAGCUCGCCGUAGACAGAUUCUACCGAACCCUGUACGAGUCACUCCUGGACCCCAGGCUCAUCACAUCGUCAAAACAUGCGCUGUACCUCAAUCUCCUGUUCCGGGCUUUGAAGAACGAUGUCGACGUCCGCCGGGUCAAGGCGUUUGUGAAGAGGUUGAUCCAGGUGCUGAGCCUGCAUCAGCCGUCCUUUGCGUGUGGCAUCCUGUUCCUCAUCUUCGAAUUGCGAACAACGUUCCCUGACCUGCACACUUUGUUGGAUGAGCCGGAAGAUAACGAAGACGACGGGGAGGAAGUUUACCGCGACGUUCGGGAGGACGCCGAGGAGGAGGGUGCUUCACAGGGCCCGACUGAAUCGGGCACUCAACGUACAGAGGCCUAUGACGGGCGAAAGCGCAACCCCGAGCACAGCAACGCACACCGUAGCUGCCUUUGGGAAUUGAUACCCUUCCUUAGCCACUUCCAUCCUUCGGUGUCCGUAUUUGCGGGGAACCUAAUCACUCGACAAAAGGCGCUGCCUCGGCCCGACCUGGCCAACCACACCUUGAUGCACUUCCUAGACAAGUUUGUCUACCGCAACCCCAAGGCGGAGGAAUCCAAGCGUGGCGGCUCAAUCAUGCAGCCGAUCCUCGCUUCUGGAGGCGCGUCGCACAUUGUGGCAUCAAGCAAAGCCAACGCCAGGCAGCAACCGGUCGUCAACUCUUCGUCGUUCUGGAAUCUCAAGCUUGACCAAGUCUCUGCCGAGGACGUGUUCUUCCACGAGUACUUUGCCCGGGUCAACAAGCCUAGGGAAGCCUCCCGCGCCAAGAAGGCGGCGGACGGCCAGGCUGGGUCGGACGACGAAGCCGAGGGAGAGGAGGAGAUCUGGGAUGCGCUUGUCAAUUCUAAGCCGGAGAUCGAGGGCGCGGACGCCGACGAAGAUUCCGACAUGGACGUGGCCGAAUUCGAUUACUCGGACGACGAGAUGGAAGUCGAUGGUCUUGACGCUGACGACAAGAUGUCAGACUCGGAAGGCGAGGAUGGUUUCGAGGGUAUAUUUGACGACUCCGAGGACGAAGCCGACAUGAGCGAGGAAGAGGAUGAGGCCGAAUCUGGGGACGAGGUGGAGGAAGAAGCCGCGGCUGAGCCUUCUCGAGCCAAGCCGGAAGGGUAG